CCUAACCAAAACAUGUAUAAUGUAUGUUUAAUGGUCAAAUGAACAAUUUUUGUUGGGCAUUUGGGUUUUGGUUACCCUAUUGCAUUUUUUAAUCUAUUUGUAAUCAUUAUAAUAACUUGUUGUAUAAACAGACACGAUGUAUUUAUUCUAGUAGAUGCAAACAGUUAAUUGUAAAAAACUUUGUAGUUUAGUAGUUUUAUCCUUCUUUAAAAGGUUUCACAGAUUUGAAAGCAUCAAAAUGCAAGUGUUUACUCAGAAGCGCAAUCCCCUCACUGGUGGUACAGAAUGGGAUGUUCAACACGAUGAUUAUGAUUAUCACCAAGAAAUAGCGAGGUCGGCUUUUGCAGAUAUGCUUCACGACACUGAAAGAAAUAAAAAGUAUUAUAGAGCAUUACAACUCGCUAUAGAGAAGAUGCACAAUGAUGGAAAAAAAGCGAAUGUGUUAGAUAUAGGAACUGGUACUGGGCUCCUCUCUAUAAUGGCAGCAAAAUGUGGUGCAGAUACUAUCACAGCCUGUGAAGCAUUUAAACCAAUGGCAGAGUGUUGCCUUAAGAUAUUAGAAAGGAAUGGAGUUUCACAUAAAAUUAAAAUAAUCCCUAAAAGAUCUACUGAGCUAACAGUAGGUGAAGACGGCGAUAUGAAUCAAAAGGCAAAUAUAUUGGUCACAGAAGUUUUUGAUACUGAAUUAAUUGGUGAAGGAGCUCUAUCUACAUUUGAUCAUGCACUUAAAAAUCUAUUGGAGGAGGAUUGUAUUGUGGUACCUGACUCUGCUGUGAUUUAUGCUCAAGUGGUUGAGUGCCCAACACUUCAGAAGUGGAAUAAACUGAAUGAUUUGGCAGAUGAUGAUUUAGAGAUUAUGCUGAGAGCUCCAAGUAAGAUGAAAGAAUGUGGCGGUUCAGCAGCUGUUCAUGAUAUUCAGCUAUCGCAGCUUCCCCGUCAGGCUUUCAAGGAGAUAUCGGAUCAGAUUCCAGUAUUUUAUUAUGAUUGGUCUGGUCGGUCAUCAAUUGAUAAGAAGCGAACUGUGAAACAAGAGUUCAAUUCAAUGAUAACUGGGAAUGCUCAAAUGGUGUUUAUGUGGUGGGAACUUAAUAUGGACACGGAGGGCAAAAUAGUUCUUAGUUGUGCACCUUGGUGGGGUCACCCAGAUGCAGACCUAUCGUCAGAGAGGCCCCAGGACUCCAUACCCUGGAGAGACCACUGGAUGCAAGCGGUGUACUAUCUUCCACAAACCAUGGCAGUUACAAAAGAUCAAGUAGUCACCCUGGUCUCAUGUCAGGAUGAGUACUCACUGUGGUUUUAUUUACAAAACAAUCAAACCCAACCAAAAAACUAUAAAAGGCCAAUAUGUGAAUGUGGUGUGCAUUUGGCUCUAUCGAGAACACACGUUUCAUACAUAAAUGAUGGAAGACGAAGUAAAAAACUUCUUGGACAGAUUAAAAAGGAACUGUCAAAAGAUUCCAUAGUAUUAGACCUUAAUGGUAGUAGCCUCCUCGGUGUUGCCGCUGCGAAAAUUUCAAAAUUCGUCUACAUUUUGGAACCUAUGCAACUACAUAUUGGUAUACUAAAUAAUUACAUACAAGAGAACGCCAUAGACAACGUGAGAAUAAUACCAGAGAUUACAAAGGAUGUUGUCAGUGAAGUGACAAAUGUUAUCUGUGACCCGAAUUUCAGUUCGGCGAUAUUGCCGUGGGAAAAUUUAAAAGUUGCAUAUUUAUUGCAUAAAUAUAAGUUGGAGUCUGUGUGUUUGCCUGACGGUUGUGAAUUUUGGGCGAUGCCGGUGGAAUUUAAUGAUUUACAUAAAAUUAGGGUUCCGUUAAACGUGUGCGAGGGCAUUGACAUGACCAUAUUUGACGCACUUGUUGAGAAUUCUCGAUUAAUAAGCGAUGCCGAGAUCGAAGAACAACCACUGUGGGAGUACCCUUGCAAGUGCCGAGGGAGUCCACGGAAGCUGGCAGAGAUCAACUUCAAAGACCUCAAGCCUACGAUGGCUGGAGAUGGCGUCUUUGAUAUUGUAGAUGCAUCUGAUGGAAGCCAUAAUAUAAACGGUUUUGCGAUUUGGGCUCUGUGGAUAGUUGGUGGUAAACAAAUGAGCGCUGGCCCAACUGAUUUGCCAGUGCUGGGCCAGCUCGUGGAAUGGGAUAUGCAUACGAGGCAGGCGGUUAAGAUAUUGAAACACUCACAAGUACUGAACAGUACGGACAAGUGGAGUUACCAAGUUGUCUGCGAUUUGGAUAAGGGACAGUUUAACCUGUCAAUAGAUCUUGUUAAUAAAAAUUAAUUAACAAAUUCCCGAUUUAUGAUUGUUAUAAAAAUGAUUACAUCAAUUUUCGUUGCAUAUAUAAUCUGUGGAUGUACUGGUUUAGUAAAGUUUUGCUAUCUUACAUUCAAUAGAAACUCUUUACUGUCAAAAAAAUGUCUAGGAGAAUCUAGAAAAAAAAUUACAAAGAUUUUAAUUAUCUUUACUUUAAUGGCAAUGACAUGAAUAAAUAUUGUUAUUAUUGUU
This is a messenger RNA of Pieris brassicae (large cabbage white), 2503 nucleotides long. It is a transcript of the gene Art7, whose product is annotated as protein arginine N-methyltransferase 7. The transcript is spliced from 10 exons. Gene Ontology annotation, biological process: peptidyl-arginine methylation. Gene Ontology annotation, molecular function: protein-arginine omega-N monomethyltransferase activity. Bases 155 to 2278 code for a protein of 707 amino acids. The record is from RefSeq and is a predicted model, not a curated record. Lineage: Eukaryota; Metazoa; Arthropoda; Insecta; Lepidoptera; Pieridae.